AUGCAAACAAAAAAAGAGCCUUAAUUUUUGAAACCUUAAUUAAGUGCAGGGACCUUAAAUAAGGAACCUUUAACAAUUAGAUUUCUGAGACACUAAGCAAAAUCUUAAGAUGUAUUUAUUUCCUUCUAAAAUUAACAGCUUUAUACUAAUUUCUUAUAACACAAAGAACCUAAAAUAGUCAAGCAACCAAAGAAAUGGACUUUGAAAUAAUUAUUAAAUAUCGUUGAUAAGCAAUCAUCAGCAAUAUCAACAACCCGUUUUUUCAACAUCAAAAGUUCAAACAAGAGAAGUCAAGAAUAAAGUAAAGAGAAAGAUAAAGAUAAAUCAGAAGUCUUUCCUAUUGUAGAAGAAAAAUUCGUUGAAGAGUAAGUUGGUGAAUCAGCAAGAAUACGAUUAGUUAAAUUUCUAUCUUUUCACAAAGUGAAUUCGAAUGGAUAAGUUGAUAAAACAAAGCAAGGCUUUAAUCUAAAUUUAUCUUAAAUAAAACCAGAGAAUCAAAGCUAAAGUAAUAUAAAGAAAACACUCAUCAAAAUAAAUACUUCAAGAUUCAAAUAAGAUCUCAAUAAUAGUACAUCUGAUUAGAGAAAUCAAUUGAAAACAAUAAAAUAGAAAAUUCAGAAUGUUAUUAGCUCUACUGAUAGAAAGAUCUUAAUUUCGUAUGCUAAUACAGCUUAAUAACUAUAAUUAACCUCUGGCAGAAAAAGAAAUAGCAGAAUCGUAAAAAAGUUUUAGAGAAUUAUUAAAGAAAUAAUCUAGGUUGUAAAAUACAUGUUGAAAUACAAAUUAUGGUUUUGUUAUCCGAUUACGUAUAAUCGAACAUUUUUGUAGAAAGUCCUAGAUAAAUAGUUCGAAUAGAUAAAAAAUGAGUUACAUCAAGAUCCUUAAUUAGUGCAUAUUCGAAACUAAGUAUUUUAAAUAAAGUAAACAAGAGCAUGGAUAAACCCCUCUGCAUUUAGCGUGCAUCUAAAGUAAUUUUGCUAUGACCAAAUUAUUUAUUUAAAAUAGAAGUUAUCUAAAUAGUUUGGAUUGCUAUGAAUUAACUCCCUUGUCGUAUGCAAUUUUGUCUAAUUCUACAAUAUGUCUCAAAGUAUUAAUUAACUUAAAUUAAAGUUAUUACUUGAUUCGCUGGCAUCUCCUUGGUCACCUCCUGGAUAAAUGAUUGAUUUAAGUAAGGUUACUACCCUAAUGAAAGAAAUGAUUCUUAAAUCAAGGAUGUAUGAUAUAUUACGAAUUUGGAAGAGAGAGGUAAAGAUUAAGCAAUUGGUUAAAUAAUUUAGUAAGAAUAAAUGA
Paramecium octaurelia is the source of this 1290-nucleotide messenger RNA. NCBI's taxonomy places the organism in Eukaryota, Ciliophora, Oligohymenophorea, Peniculida, Parameciidae. The record is from the annotation of a GenBank genome assembly.